Messenger RNA from Protopolystoma xenopodis, 309 nucleotides. NCBI's taxonomy places the organism in Eukaryota, Metazoa, Platyhelminthes, Monogenea, Polystomatidea, Polystomatidae. The record is from the annotation of a GenBank genome assembly.
AUGGCAUCUGGUUUUCGAGCUAGGCAGAUGUUGGAGUCAUUCAGAUGUCUUCGGUACUGCCUUCACAGGCUUAGCAACCUGGCCGGCUGGUUGCGUGUUUACCAAUGUUUACCUAUUCGGGGUCGUUGCCUUUUGCCCUCACUCCAGCAUGUCGGCAGCACCAUCAGACGGCCUCCACAUAUGCUCAUGCUGGAUAGGCUACCGCACAUGCACGCCUGCACUUUUACUCACACCUACACCAUAAAAGCAGAUAUUAUUACACGCUUUUCGGUCACACAAAUCUCCACUCUACCUCAAAAUGAGUCAUGA